GACUCUGAGGCAGUUGCAGACUUUGAAAACUCUUAACACAAUGAAAAUAUUAUUGACUGUCUUCUUAUGUGGGCUUGCCCUCUGCUAUGCUGGCGAUGAUACACUAGUGACCUGUUUGGUAGGCGCAUUUGAGAUGUCACCGCCUCUUGCUGAUUCUGCGAUUAAUCUUUUUUGUCUCUACGGAGAAAGUCCUGAAAAGGAUCGGGACUUACUUAAUGGUCUCAAUGAUGCUUGGAUACCAGUUGUGAAGCAGCUUGGUUGUGGUGUUAAUUCAAUUGCAAAUAUAAAUGCGGAUUCAACUCUUGAAGAAAUUACUAAAGAGGCUGUACGUGUUGUUGACUUAGUUCUCCGUGUUUUUGAUGGAAUAGGAAUUGGGAAACCUGUUCUAGAUGCGUUAUGUCAUUCUCUCGAAGGUCUCUUAACGUCCGACUGUCUCAAGGAUCUUGCGGGUAAAAAUAUUCCAGAUGCUCUUACAAAUUUAUUUUGCAAGCUAUCAGAUCCGGAUUCCACUAUGGAUGAUGUCAUUGAAGUUAUGAAAAACUUGGAAUGCACAGUAGAGGAUACUUUGGAGCUUGAGACAGCUUUGAGAUCUCUCACAGAUUCAGCUGCGAAAAUUGUAACAGAUGCAUUUAAGAGUGAACUGUUGGAUAUUGUUAAAGCCGAUCUAGGAAACAUCGAUCUACCAUUAUGCGACGUGCCUUUAAUUGGAUAACAAUACAAGACAAUUUAAAAGACACCCGACUUAAAAUCUUGCAGAAGUCUUUGGAAGCAUAUAAAUGCAAUAUAUAUGCUGUUUGAUUAAAUUUCCCUGUGAUUCCAAUGAUUCAAAUAUGUUGAUUUCUCUUCUUUCAGCUAGACUGAAAUGUCAGAUUAAUCCAAUGAAAAGGAAAACUAAUCUUCUUUAAUUAUGUCUAAUAAACAUAUUUUGUGCAAACUGAAAUAA
Molecule: messenger RNA, 943 nt
Organism: Pelobates fuscus (common spadefoot toad)
Lineage: Eukaryota; Metazoa; Chordata; Amphibia; Anura; Pelobatidae
Exons: 15
Coding region: 41-712 (223 amino acids)
Source: RefSeq, a predicted model, not a curated record